This is a messenger RNA of Lachancea fermentati, 5901 nucleotides long. Lineage: Eukaryota; Fungi; Ascomycota; Saccharomycetes; Saccharomycetales; Saccharomycetaceae. The record is from the annotation of a GenBank genome assembly.
AUGAGGGGGUUGAAAUGGUCUUCCAGAGGAAGAAAAUCGUCCUCAACUUCUGAAGAACGUCAAAAUCAUUCUAGCUCAAGAAGAGUGUCGCAUAGUAGCAAUAGCAGUCAAGAAGUUAGAACGCGAGAAUCUUCUCCCAGCGCAACACACAGGACUCUAAAAAAUAAUAGGCAAAUGACGCACGCAUCUAUUUUCAUUUCAGAUAAUAAUCGUUCUAAUAGGAGUCUCGCAUCGAGUCGAGAUUCCUCCACUGCAGAUGAGUCGAAAACAGACGACUCUUCGUCGCAAUUCAAUCCAUCGGAUGAUAAUUCGACCAUAAGCUCGUCAAAAACCUCCAUUGGUCGUCGUUCCAGUGUUUCUAUCUCAGUGUCCACACCUCUAACUCCUGAGAACUAUGACUCUAACGUUUUUAAGUCAGGGUGGGUGAAUAGGGCUCAUGGCUCCUUGUCGGCGAACAACAGGGAUAGUAGAAUAUACGGCGGAGGAUCAACUACAACUGAUAAUCAACAGCAUAAAAAUACAUUGGACUAUAAACUUUACAAAGCUGAAUUGCAGGGUUGUCUAUUGAACCUAUACAAGAGUGGCAUUGGUAAUGUAAAGUUUUUUGACCCAACUUUGCCAGCGCCAGCACACCUCCUGGGGAAUCCUAAAACUCCUAAAAGUCAAUCAGAAACCAGUACACAAAAAUUAAUCGAGCCUGAGACAAAGAUAGUCGAAACCAAACUCAAACACCUAAGUGAGCUAUAUCCACAUCCAGAUCUCAAUUUGGAUAAGGAUGGAAAAUUACUUUCUGGCUCUCCUGAGGCUCUUUGCCACAUGGUUCUUUUCUUCCCCCCAUUGAAUAGUAAUGAAACUCGGAAAAUAUUGGAUGUGUUACUCAUGCUUCCAUUGAUUGACAGAUUUGAGAAAUUUCUCCAAAUAUUUAAUCUUUUUGGAAUGACAUUCACAAAACAUAAGACUAAGUUGUUCAGCAUUGCAUUACAGCAUUACCAAGUCAAUCCCAAAAUUGACGCUUUGAUGACAGAAAGGUUAGCUCUUGUCAUAAAAACAAUACUCGAUGUUUUCCCAGGAUUCUUGCUUGAUGACAAUUUGUUUCCACUUAUUGUCAACUUAUUAGAUACCAUUUCACUGCAUAAUGACGAGAUAUCGAGUAAUUUGAAAAUAUCAAUUGUUGAAACACAAAAUAAGCUCAAUCAUCUCGUCGCUUUCUCAAAAAUGGAUACCGCCUCAUCUGAAAUUGAUUGUCUAACCGGAAUCGACAAUUUUAUGAAUCUAGAAAUUGAAGUUUUGGCUGAGCAAGUUCAUAAAAUUAAUAUGAAGUUCAUGAGAGAGUGGAGCCCUCAGAUGGAUUACUCUUUGCUAUAUGAAUCAAAAUUCAACGAAAAACACAUUUAUUUGAAUCCAAUGGUCUUCAAAAAUUCUACGAAUGUACACUACCUAGGAAGGCUUUUGGUUUCACAUCUUUUUUCUAGCAAACUAAAGAAGUCGCCAAAUAAGAGAGCGGAAAUUCUUUCUAAAUGGGUUCAUCUGGGGUGUAAAUUCGAGAAACUCGGUGAUAUGGUUUCUUGGCUCGCCGUGGCUACCAUAGUUUGCUCCAUUCCUGUACUCAGAUUGGGUACCACGUGGAAAUUCGUAGAGGACAGUGUCCUGAAAUUGAUCUUCAAAGACUGGGUCCCAACCAUUGUUCAACUUGAUAGAAGACGAAUGUCAUCGAAAUCCACUAAUAGCGUUUUUAUACUUGCUCCUCCUAAUUUGGAUGACACCUUCAUCAGAGCGAACGUGAUUCCAUAUUUCGGUGAUCUUGCAAUAAAUGCGAACGAUCUUCCAGCAGACACAAAAUUCAAGUAUCUUGAAAAGAAAAUACAUCGGACUAAGAAUGCCUUCUAUAAGUGGCAACAGCGCUUGGAACAAGCGAGCAAAAAUGAUUCAGGGGAAUCUAAAUUUGCUUUAACAGAUACCAACACCAGUGAAGCCAACUCACUUCAUCUCUAUGAUUACUUAAAAUUCCAUUUAGAGCAGGAACACAUGAACAUUGAGAAGAUAAUGGACCUGAGUCUGCAAUUGGAGCCCCCAAGAGUUAAUCAAAAGAAGUACUGCACGACCGUUCUACAACGAAGCUCACUAUUAACUGGAAGUUAUUUACCAGUGCUUUUCAAUGAUUUAUUUCCAAAUUAUUCUUUAUUUCCAAAGGAUUCUCUGAUUGGUGCUGCAGGGGUUUUCAACAGCAGAUCAUCCUCGGAUAGUAUUUCUGAGACUUCUUCACAUGAUUCCAAACUUCUAUCGAUUAGCAGUCCUGUCAGCCCCAUAAACAUCACUGACAUUAAGGAUAAGAACUCAAUUACCGGUAUAGAUGACAUCGACGAAACUGCAGCAAGGGAACUUUCUUCAAAGCUGUCAAAUAAGCAAAAGCUUCUCAAGUCCAUUCGUGAUGCAUUCAACAUUGAUAUGGAUCUCUUCCACGUUUCAGAUGACAUCACCUUUAAGUCAGUUUUUGACAUUGAUGGUAAAUCCAGACCAGCAAGUGUUGUAAUCGAAACUCACACAAGAGUGUCGCAAAAUUCGUCGAUAAACAGUUUGAGAGAUUCACAGGACUUGACACGUCUCAGCUCCAAUUUAGAGAAUCUAGACUUUUUCAAUGUUAUCGGCAAAUCAACAUCUGCCAUGAACGAUCCUACGAUAAGAGUGGUAUUGAAAUCGGCCACUCUUGACAGGCUCUUUGAUCUUUUAGUCUUGACAACUAGCAUCUUUUCAAAACUUGUGGAUACAAAAGAUUUCGAGAGAUAUUUCAAUCAUGAGAAAAAGCGGCUGCUCGCUCGCAAACAAGGAAAGGAAAAUACUUCUAUGGGCCCAUUGGAUUAUGCAUUCAUAAAGCUAACAAUGGAUAAUGAUGUUUUCACUGACACCUUUUUCAAGACAUACAAAAGUUUCACAACAACUACUGCUGUGCUUGAGAAUUUGGCGAAAAGAUUUAUUGGUGCAAUGAGCUGUGCUGUCUCCAUUUCUCGCUUAAUCAAUAGUGGAAAACGCAAGAGCCCUGAUGGUAUUACAGAAAACAGGUUUUCAGGGUUGUUCGACGUAUUAAACAGUUCAAAUUUUCCUGCUUGGGACUUGAAAAUUACCCAUCAGGACGAAUUAAAUCUCCUUUACGUUGCGAAAAUUCAAAUGGGAGCAAUGGAGGCUUUAUUGCACCUCGUGGGACUUCACUAUGCGGACUUUACUGAUUCGUUGGUUAACAACACAACAUUCUUGGACAUUCUUAAGAUUAUGGAUCAGGAGGUCAACGAAGAAUGGACCAAAAGGUUACGUGUGGCACAGGAGACAAAGUUUUCUCGACCUGAAUAUCAAGAUCAAGCAAAGGAGCUAGAAUCUCUGCAUACAAUUUUGAAAGAGUUAUUCAAGAAAAUAAAGACAUCUUAUCAGAGACAGCUUUACCGUCCCUUGGCGGUUAGUGCUGUCGAGAGACUGAUCCAAAGGGAGCUCGAAAAGUGCACAACCCGAUCUUUGUAUGAUAUGAAUCAGUUAGUGAAGGAUCAGCAUCUUGAUGAUGAGUUGGUACUUUCUUUCCACGAACUCACAUUUGACAAUUACAGCGGUAUUGCUGAAUGGGUAUACAAUCUUGAUGAACUAGUAUCGACAAAGAUGGCAUUAAUUUCAACCCAAGAUUGGGUUGACGUAUCGCAAUUGCUAGAAUUGUAUUCCAACGAAUCUCUGGUAUCAUUUUUCCAGUACCCGCUACACACAUACUCCUACCAUAUGCUGUCAACGGGAGAAAAUCGCUUAGACGAAUUCGAAAUAUCUGACAUUUUCAAAUGGUUAACAUCGUUAUUAUUGGAGAAUCGCAAACCUCUAUUUGACCGACUACCUCCAUCUGUACAGCUAGUAAUCAAUUUCCACAUGUCUCUGUCAAAGUUUUUCGUACUUGAGAUAGCGCAUUUAGACAAAACAUUCACGUCCAGAGUGAAUCAUUGUGCUGUGAUUUUGCAAAUUUUAAACUUUGUAAGAUGGAAAAACUCCUCGAUGGAUCUAUUUCAUGACAAUAAAUUGGAUCGAGAUUCUACAGUUAUUUCUCCACAUGUUCCGUCUUUUAUCGAAACGUCUGUCGUUACCGCCUUGGUUUGUCCAGAAUCUAGAUACUUUGAGAUGUUCUGGAAACUCGCAUACAAGGACCUUGCGGAGCCAGAUUCUCCUGAACUUAAGGACAUUUCAAAUAUUCUAAUGGGAAUUGAGAAUCAAAUAAAAUUCUUUGUGGAAUUUGAUGGUCUUCAAAUGGCCAAGCCUAAUAAUUUGUGUCCUUGUCCAGGUUGGCUUAUUCGAAGAUUACUUGAAAUUUCUGAGAUGGUCCCCAAUAUGAGUAUCGAGAACUCGAAAAUGAUCAACUUCGACAAAAGAAGGUUCGUAAACAAUAUAAUUGUCAACUUCAAGGACAUGCUGCCAUCACUUAAUGGGAGCGACGAGGCGGUUCUCAUUAGCAUCAUAGAAAAUCAGUCUAAAUCAAUUUUGUCAUAUCAUGUAUUGGACAUUGGGAAAAGGAAGUUCCGCAAGCGUUGCAAAGAAGUUGCAUCGAAGGAGGCUAAGCGGAAGAAAUUCCACACAGUUGGACUUUUCAAUAACCUUCUACUGGCAGAGGUUGACAAAGUCAAGAGAGAUCAGAAGAAGAAAGAGCAGCUUCUGUCCCAAGAGACCGAAUAUAAACGAACGGACACGAUAGAACGCAUUACGAAGAGUAGAAAUCGACUAAGCUCCUCGCCAUCCUUGCUCAGUAUCAAUACCAGUAAUUCAAAAUCCACUUUCAGUUCCAGUGAUAAUACAAACAGGUCUAAGAGAAGCUCAGUUGCAGUGUCUUCAUCUAGAAACUCAAUUCUAUCGAAUUCCACCCAUGGUAAUGGUAGUAUGGGAAGAAAACUGGGAGGUUUUUUCAAGAGACCGUUCUCUAUUGGAGGUUUCAGCACAUCAGCGUCGUCACAUUCUCUAAAUUCAAUCCUUUUAAAUGGUGUGCAAGCAAAUGGCUCCGUUUCUCCUCUUGAACUUCCGGAUGUUGGCUCAAGCGUUUUUAAAGAGGUGAAACCCUUGAUUACUAUCAAGACCUUCGAGAUCAAAUCUUGUGUUCCUGUCAUGGGCUAUAACAAACUUUUUUAUUUGGCUAAUUGUUUUAAGAUUGUAAUGGAGAACGGCAAUGAACACCUCAUCCAGGCUGCAAGUUCAAAUGAUAUGUUCGAAUGGUUAAAAGUUAUUACACUAUCCAAAAGAUAUUCUUUUCAUUCUCAAAAGUUCAAGGGAAAAACAUCAAAUAAAAUAUUUGGGGUUCCAAUUGAAGACGUAUGCGAACGUGAAGGUGGUAUUGUUCCUAACAUUGUCGUAAAAUUACUUGAGGAAAUCGAGCUACGAGGCCUCGAUGAAAUGGGCUUGUACAGAGUACCGGGUUCAGUAGGGAGUAUUAAUGCCUUGAAAAAUGCUUUUGAUGAAGAAGGAGCGGUUAGUAAUUCAUUCACUUUGGAAGAUGACCGCUGGUUUGAAAUCAAUACCAUAGCCGGUUGUUUCAAGUUGUAUCUGCGCGAACUUCCUGAGUCAUUGUUUACAACUGAAAAGCUACCACAAUUUGUUGAUUUAACCUUAAGAUUGAACAGCAAUGAAAUUGAGUAUGAUAGUUUUAAGGCAGAAAUGGCUGAGAUGCUGAGAAGUUUGCCGGUGUACAAUUUUCAUAUGAUGAGAAGGAUCUUCGAGCAUUUGAAGAGAGUUGACGAACAUGUCGACAAUAAUCGUAUGGAUGCCACGAACUUAGCUAUUGUUUUUUCAAUGAGCUUCAUAGAUCAAGAUGAUUUAGCUGCCAGCAUGGGUCCAACAUUGGGCGCACUUCAAACUACGUUGAAAUUGUUCAUCAAAAAGCCUGGAGAUUUUUUUUAA